UUUAGAACGACGUUAUUUCCCAGCGUUCCUUUCUCUCUUCUUCCUCUUACCUUCAGGCCGCGAUGUCUAAGAGAGGACGUGGUGGUUCCUCUGGAGCCAAGUUCCGCAUCUCACUGGGUCUCCCCGUGGGAGCCGUCAUCAACUGUGCCGACAACACAGGUGCUAAGAACCUGUACAUCAUCUCCGUCAAAGGCAUCAAGGGCCGUCUGAACAGGCUUCCUGCUGCAGGUGUGGGUGACAUGGUCAUGGCCACAGUUAAGAAAGGCAAGCCAGAGCUCAGGAAGAAGGUGCAUCCGGCGGUGGUGAUACGACAGCGGAAGUCGUACCGGCGAAAAGACGGCGUGUUCCUGUAUUUCGAAGACAAUGCGGGGGUCAUAGUGAACAACAAAGGGGAAAUGAAAGGUUCAGCCAUCACAGGACCUGUAGCCAAGGAGUGUGCAGAUCUGUGGCCCAGGAUUGCUUCGAACGCCGGGAGCAUCGCCUGAGCGCUUGCUUUAUUUUCAAUAAAAUAUUGAAAGUC
Messenger RNA from Tachysurus vachellii, 520 nucleotides. It is a transcript of the gene rpl23, whose product is annotated as ribosomal protein L23. Gene Ontology annotation, molecular function: structural constituent of ribosome; large ribosomal subunit rRNA binding. Lineage: Eukaryota; Metazoa; Chordata; Actinopteri; Siluriformes; Bagridae. Gene Ontology annotation, biological process: translation. The coding region runs from base 63 to 485 and encodes 140 amino acids. The transcript has 5 exons. Gene Ontology annotation, cellular component: ribosome; cytosolic large ribosomal subunit. The record is from RefSeq and is a predicted model, not a curated record.